This is a messenger RNA of Fibroporia radiculosa, 1623 nucleotides long. RefSeq lists its product as uncharacterized. The record is from RefSeq and is a predicted model, not a curated record. NCBI's taxonomy places the organism in Eukaryota, Fungi, Basidiomycota, Agaricomycetes, Polyporales, Fibroporiaceae. Bases 1 to 1623 code for a protein of 540 amino acids. The transcript is spliced from 12 exons. Gene Ontology annotation, molecular function: monooxygenase activity; heme binding; iron ion binding.
AUGUCACAGAUUUCAACCCUUGAAAUCAUCUCGGGCUCACUGUUCACAGGGUUGCUCGUUGCUCAUAUCCUGCUUCGAACCUACUACAGUCGUGAUCGUGGCUUACGUCUUCCCCCGGGGCCACGCCCGUUACCUUUCAUUGGCAAUAUACAUCAGUUCUCCACCGAGUAUCAAGAAGAAACAUUGUUACAGUGGGGCUUGAAGCAUGGACCUCUCAUCUAUGCCCGCUUCUUUGGCACUCCAGUACUUGUCAUCAACUCACUGACGAUUGCACAUGAUCUCCUGGAGAAAAGAAGUGCGAGAUUCUCAGACAGGCCUCGUUUCGUCAUCUUGAAUGAGAGUAUGGGCUGGCGGGCCAUUUUCACCUGGAAGAAGCCAGAUGGUGUAUUUCGAAGGCAUCGUCGUUGGUUAUCGGAUACAUUCCAGAAGAGUGUUGUGAAGGAUUAUCAAUCUUUGCAGCUUAGAGAGCUGCAUAUACUCCUCUCCGGUCUGAUUGCGAAACCGGAACAGUAUAGCUCACACUUCAAGCGCUUCAUCGGUGCUAUACUGAUGCAGAUCGCAUACGGACACGUCGUCACAUCUGACAAUGAUAAAUACAUAACAGUUGCAGAUGAGACUCUCCUCAAGAUAGUGAGAUUUGGGAGCCCGGGAACAACAAUGGCGGAUUUUUGGCCUGCAUGCAAGUGCAUUCAUCCAAGUAAAUCAGACAUUAACACAGAAUUUAUUUCAGUGGCAUAUCUCCCAGCAUGGGUGCCCGGAGCCGGGUUCAAGAGACAUGUUACUGAGGUGCGGACACUUGUACGUAAGAUGAUCGACAGGCCGUACGAGAUGGUACACGAGGCAUUGGCCUCUGGUACUGCAUUGCCCUCAUUCACGGCAUCGCUGAUCAAGCGAUUAUCAAACAAGGGAUCGUUGACAACAGAGGAUGCGAACGAUAUCAAGGAAGUCGCUGCAAUUGUGUACGGAGCUGGGACUGACACAACGAAUGCUAUACUCGCCUCAUUUCUUCUUGCUAUGGUCAUGUAUCCUGAGGUUCUAAAGAAGGCACGGUAUGAAAUAGACAGCUGUAUAGGACAGGACCGUUUGCCUGGUUUUGGAGACCGAGGGUCAUUGCCAUAUCUCGAAUGUGUCCUCCUUGAACUAUAUCGUUGGAGGCCUGCAUUGCCACUCGCGAUCCCUCAUAUGACAUCUUCCUCAGAAGUGUAUAGUGGCUAUGACAUUCAAGCAGAAACUUUGAUAAUUCCAAAUGCCUGGGCAAUGUCACGGGAUCCUAAGCUUUUCCCCGAUCCGGAAGCUUUCUAUCCUGAGCGAUUCGAAGGCGUUGACCCAAAUGAUCUCGGUGAGAGGGACUCUCGAAAAUUUGCGUUCGGAUUUGGGCGUAGAGUUUGUCCCGGAAGAGAUCUAGCAGACGGGACGAUAUGGCUCACUAUGGCAAACAUGAUGGUAACCUUGGAUAUCACCAGAAUUAUCGACGCUGCUGGUGAGGAAGUGGUGCCUUCUGGAGCGCGCACCUCCGGAUUUGUAGAACAUCCAGUGGAGUUCUCAUGUAGCAUCAAGCCACGGUCGACAAAGGCGUUGAAACUGAUUUCUCAGAUGGAGACGGGAUUGAAUGAACACAACUAA